AUGAUCCCUUCUGAAGAAAAACAAUAUUUCGGUUGUGAUACACCUUGCAAGUCUGAUGAGGAUUAUGAAGUUCAAAGCGAUUGGUUUACAUCUGAGUUUUUAAAUGAUAUUACAUGUUCCGGGAUACCCAAUCAUCGCUUAACUUUGAAAGUUGGCGUGCCUGUUAUGUUGUUGCGCAAUAUUGAUCAAGCUAACGGACUUUGCAAUGGUACAAAACUGCAAGUUAGGGACUCGGGGAAAAACAUUAUAAAAGCUUCAAUUAUAGAUGGAAAACAUGCUCGUGAAAUGGUAUUUCUUCCAAGGAUGGACUUAGUACCAACUGAUUCUGGGCUUCCUUUCAAGUUUUCUCGCCGUCAAUUUCUUAUAUGCUUAUUUUUUGCUAUGACAAUUAAUAAAAGCCAAGGACAAUCAAUGUCCAAGGUUGGAUUGUACUUACCUCGGCGAGUCUUUACACAUGGUCAACUUUAUGUAGCUAUUUCAAAAGUGACAACCAAAAGAGGCUUAAAGGUCCUUAUAUUAGACGAAGAUGGGAAGCCUUCCAGCACCACUCUAAAUGUGGUAUAUCCUGAGAUCUUUGAAUGUUUGUAG
This is a messenger RNA of Trifolium pratense (red clover), 588 nucleotides long. Its product is annotated as ATP-dependent DNA helicase PIF1-like. The record is from RefSeq and is a predicted model, not a curated record. Lineage: Eukaryota; Viridiplantae; Streptophyta; Magnoliopsida; Fabales; Fabaceae. The coding region runs from base 1 to 588 and encodes 195 amino acids. The transcript has a single exon.